Grus americana (Whooping crane) is the source of this 2378-nucleotide messenger RNA. It is a transcript of the gene RPUSD2, whose product is annotated as RNA pseudouridine synthase domain containing 2. The record is from RefSeq and is a predicted model, not a curated record. The transcript is spliced from 3 exons. Bases 148 to 1623 code for a protein of 491 amino acids. Gene Ontology annotation, molecular function: pseudouridine synthase activity; RNA binding. NCBI's taxonomy places the organism in Eukaryota, Metazoa, Chordata, Aves, Gruiformes, Gruidae. Gene Ontology annotation, biological process: pseudouridine synthesis.
AGCGGCGAUUGGCCGCGCAGCUGAACGUCACACCGUGCGCCGCGUUGCGUCACGCCAGGCGCCGGCGCGGUGUGGGCGGCCAGGUUGUGCUCGGUGGCGCGGAGCGGGGCCCGGCCGCCGCGGCCGCUCCUUCCCCGCGGCGGUGGCAUGGCGGAGCCGGGCGGCGGGGGAGAGGAGGAGGAGGGCGGGGAGGAGGCGGCGGCGCCGGCCCCCAAGAAGCGUCGGUUGGCGGCCGGGGAGCGCUACGUGCCGCCGCCGCGGAAGCUGAGCACCGGGGUGAGCUUCGGAGCGGAGCACUUCGCCGAGACCUCCUACUACUUCGAGGGAGGGCUGCGCAAGGUGCGGCCCUACUACUUCGAUUUCCGCACCUACUGCAAGGGCCGCUGGGUGGGCCGCAGCCUCCUGCACGUCUUCAGCACCGAGUUCCGCGCACAGCCCCUCGCCUACUACCGGGCCGCCGCCCGCGCAGGCCGCCUCCGCCUCAACGAGGAGCCCGUGCGCGACCUGGACAUCGUGCUCAAGAAUAAUGAUUUUCUCAGGAAUACGGUGCAUCGCCACGAGCCGCCGGUCACUGCCCAGCCUAUCCAGAUCUUGGUGGAGAACGAUGAGGUGGUGGUUGUGGACAAACCCUCCUCUUUGCCAGUACAUCCCUGCGGCAGGUUUCGUCACAACACGGUCAUCUUCAUCCUAGGCAAAGAGCACGAUCUGAAGGAGUUGCAUACCAUUCACCGACUCGAUCGCAUGACCUCAGGAGUACUUAUGUUUGCCAAGACCGCAGAGGUAUCCAAGAGGAUCGAUGAGCAGGUUCGGGAGAGACAGCUGGAAAAGGAGUAUGUCUGUCGUGUGGUGGGGGAGUUCCCAGAGCACGAAGUCGUCUGUGAAGAGCCCAUACUGGUGGUUUCUUACAAAGUGGGAGUGUGCCGCGUGGACCCCAAAGGGAAAUUCUGCAAAACCAUCUUCCAGAGACUCAGCUACAACGGCCAGACCAGCGUAGUCAAGUGUCUUCCACGCACCGGCCGCACGCACCAGAUCCGGGUCCACUUGCAGUAUUUGGGGCAUCCUAUUGUCAACGACCCCAUCUAUAAUAUGGAAGCCUGGGGCCCUGACAGGGGGAAAGGAGGCAAGAUCGGUAAAACGGAUGAAGAACUCCUUAAGGCACUAGUAGAGGAGCAUCGCUCCAAACAGAGCCUGGAUAUCUUGGGUAUUUCGGAGGAGGACUUGAACUCCAAUGCUGAAAAUAAAGACUGUGGUAAUUCAAGUGACUGCACAAAGUCUGCGCGGGCUGAUUCUAUAAAUGAGAACUCCUGCCCUGCCGAGGACGGUAAGGAUCCUGCUAAGGAUCCUGAGAGAAAUGAUGUAACAGCUUGUCCGCUGAACUCUGAUACUAACCUGGAAACACUUGAAAAAAAUAACGAACUUGGUUCGUGUGAGAAUCAGGACGGGCAAACGGGAGAAGGGAGUUCAGAAGAGAAGGACCCGUUGUGCGUCGAGUGUAGAAUGAGAAGGCGGGACCCGUCUCCCAAGGAGCUGGUGAUGUACCUGCACGCCUUGCGCUACAAGGGAGCAGAGUUUGAGUAUUGCUCCAGGAUGCCCGAGUGGGCGAUGGAAGACUGGGAGGAAUGACGGAGGGCAUCUGAUGCCUGUGGCCAGGGCAGCGUCCUGCAAAGACCGAAGACUGACUCUUUCACUGUGGUUGAGGUGAACAAAGUGCCCAGGACUCGAGGUGGGGUGGGAAGGAUUUGCCUUUUGCCACAACCUCUGGGUCUGCUGUCGAUUAUCCACGCAGAUAAUUAAGUGCACGCGCUUAAAAGUUGGCAACUGGUUGUUCUUCUGGCCUGCUAUGUUCCUGUACCUUACAAUAAGAGCUGCUGGAAUGUCUUUCAAUGUGCUGGAUGUCAUGUCAUACAUAAAACUAUUUUUACUGUAUUUUGUUGUCGGACUGAUUUUAAAACUCACAUGUUAUCACUGAGAGCACUGUAAGGUGAAAACAGCACACUGUGAAGCUGAUCCACUUUGUGCUUACUGUUUGCCAGCAACGUAGACUUUGCUUUGAAAUUGCUCUUUCAGUAUUUGUUCAAAUAAUUACUUCAAGUUAGUAACUCUAGGGACCAGUCUCUUUAUAUUGGGCCCAUUUUUGGAGGUACUAGUCCCCAGAUUUUGUCCUUAUGAGAUUUAUAAGGAGACUGAUUUACAAGGUGAUUUUUUUUUUUUGCCUUUCUGUUCUGCUGCUUCCCCAGUGACAUAUCUCCUGCCUUCCCAAAAACAUCUGGCUUCUCUUGUGAGAACCCAUUGACCUCCAUCCCUUAUGACUCAUUAGGAACUUUAUACUUGAGGAAAAAUCCAAAGUAGAGGUCAGGCUGCCAACUUCUUCUUUUUUU